Molecule: messenger RNA, 1575 nt
Organism: Symbiodinium necroappetens
Lineage: Eukaryota; Dinophyceae; Suessiales; Symbiodiniaceae
Source: the annotation of a GenBank genome assembly
AUGGGCGAGGUCGAGCGAGGUGCCGGCGUCGAAGCGAACCUGGGCAAGACACGAGUCUACAACGCAGCAGGUGGGGACGCACCACCCGGCAUAGCCGCCCUCGGCCCGGACGUGCGGCGACCUGCUGAAGCGGACCUGCUCCAGAAACUGCAGCGCUUGCCCGAUUUGCAGAGCGCUUGGCUUCUGUUGGCCUACUGCGCAGCGCCUCGGGCGCAGCACCUGCUUCGCAACGUCCUCUCGGCGGAUAUACUGCCUUACGCCCGCGCCCACGACGCGGCGAUCUGGAAUGUUGUCGAAGGCCCGCUUGGCGGUCAGGGCCCUGACGAGGGCGACGCCUGGCUUGCUGCCCGUGCGGUCGCUUUCUUGCCGCCGAGCUUCGGGGGCCUCGGCCUGCUUUCAGCCGAGCGGGUGUUUGCGUGGGCGGACGCGCUGCCGGUCCUCCGCGCACGCUACCCCGAAGUCGCUGACGGGAUUGUGCAUGAGCUUGAGGGCGAGCUGGCACGGCCUUGCUUGCGAGCAGCAGCACUUGCCGCGCACCGGCUCGCUGAGGCAGGCUGGGAAGCUCGACCGGAUUGGGACGCUUGUGCCCGUGGCGCAGGCAGUCCGGCCGUCGACGGAGAACUCGGGCUCGGGAACCCUGGUUGGCAGCGACACGCCGUUCUCGCACCCCUCACUUCCUUUCGAGAACGCGUGCUGCUACCAACCUUGACUCCGGCCGCUCGAGCCCUUCUUCACUCUCAGUCGGGCCCGCAUGCGCGGAUGUGGCUGGCGGCGAUCCCUUCGGAUGUUGCCUCCACCCUCAAGCCCGACCUCAUGCACGUAGCACUGAGGCGCCGGCUCCGGUUACCCUUGCCCUUGACGGGGCGGUGCUGCGGCGCUCAAGGUCGGCACGGCUGCGGAGCUCAGGUCGACGCCUACGGCGACCACCACCUUGCCUGCCCUCGCAAAGGCUUGUUGCCACGGCGUGGCUUCGUAGUCGAGCGAGCAUGGGUCCAGGUCGCUCGCGAAGCGGUUAGUCCGGAGGGUCGUGUCGUACCGCAACAGUGGCUCGAACACACUACGGCGCCGCAAGUCCGGGCCGACGACCGCCGCCGUCUCGACUUCGUCGUCUACGGGGCGAUGACCACUGGGGAGGCUUUGUGUUGCGAUGCGACACCCCUCACUCGUGCAGGCCGCCCAGUACAUGGGGCUGACGCGCGUGCGGGGGUCGCCCUAGACGCGGCCCGCCGGCGCAAAGUCGCACGCUACCCGGAACUCACGCGCGGCGGCCCGCAGCGGCUCGUCGUGCUCGCCGCUGAUGUCGGGGGCUGGAACGACCAGUGCCAGCAGUUCCUUCGCAUCCUGCUCCGGCUUCCCGUCCAGCGCGCCCCACCCCCCUUGCGCGCGUCCGCGGCACAGGGCUGGGCCCGCCGUUGGUGGAGCGUUUUGUCCGUCGCCCUGCAACGCGCUGUCGCCUGCUCUGCGCUCGGGGUGUGGUCCAUGCCGCCGCUGCCGGGCGCCCAGGACGCACUCCCAUUGGGCGACGUGCUUGACCUCGCGAGUGCAAGUGCCCCCAGUCGGCUGCCGCUUCACUAA